AUGGCAGCCCCUAGCGCACUGAAAAAGUAUUCUGGAGGCUUCAUGAAGAAAAUAGAAGGUGACACGAACGCUGUAUCCAUAAGCUAUAAGGGGAAGCAACAGGUUUCAUAUGGCAAAGUCGCCGCCGUGGUACCCAUACCUUAUCAACAACCAAUGCAGCAACAACAGAUAAAUUGCCGUGUCAAGAGCAAGCGCCAGGAAGAGAUAGCCGUGGUGGACGUCCCUUAUGACGAGGUUAAUGUGGAAAUACCUAUAAGCCCAUUGGUGAUAGAGUUUCCAGCACCGUUCGCAUAUGAAGAUGAGAAGGCGGUCCCAUGGAUAUAUCAGCCCAGAGCUUUUAAGCAAGGGCAUGAAGACCAAUCUUUGGUUAUCAACGAAUCAAACGUCACCUUGAUUAUGGGGCCGGAAAGAAUGAGACGUAGUGGCCGAGUGUUCGCGCCAAGAAUUGUUGAUACUUCUGCAAAGGCUAAAGGGAAGGAAGUUGCUGUCCAGAUCCCCGUCCUUAAUCAAGAAAUGCAAGACAUGCAACUGUCUCCUAAAGUUGCAGUCACUCGUGAAGAGGCCGAGGAAUUUAUGAGGAUAAUCAAGAAGAGUGAUUAUAAAGUGGUGGACCAACUGAAUCAAACACCUUCAAAGAUCUCCAUGUUAUCUUUAUUGCUUAACUCAGAAGCACACAGGAACUCGCUAUUGAAAGUAUUAAGCAUUGCACAUAUCACGAAGGACAUAACGAUAGAACAGUUUGACGAUGUGAUAGCUUGUGUGACCACUGGGAAUUUCUUAGGUUUUAACGAUGAUGAACUACCAAUCGAGGGAAAGAACCAUAACAAGGCCCUACAUAUCUCCUUGAAAUGCAUAAAUACUAUACUAUCAAGGGUGUUAGUAGACACAGGUUCCUCGCUGAAUGUCAUGCCGAAGACCACUUUGAUAAAGCUGCCAAUGGAAGGGAUAAGUAUGAAGUCCAGCACCCUAAUCGUAAAGGCAUUUGAUGGCUCAAGGCGAGCAAUGAUAGGAGAGGUUGACUUACCAACUAAGAUAGGUCCAACUAUUUUUAAUAUCAUGUUCCAGAUUAUGGACAUACAUCCCGGUUAUAGUUACCUACUUGGGAGACCCUGGAUUCACUCCGCAGGCGCUGUCACCUCUACUCUACAUCAAAAGCUAAAAUUCAUUACAAAUGACAAAAUGAUUGUGAUUGGAGGAGAGGAGGAUAUCUUGGUUAGCCACUUGACAUCUUUCCGGUAUAUCGAGGUGGAUGGAGAGAUAAUUGAGACACCAUUCCAAUCCUUGGAAGUGGUAAAUAUGAUGGCCAUCGAACAGACAUUGGAGACCCCGAAAUCAGGACCAUCCAUGGCCUCGUGGCAAGGAGCUAAGGCUGUUAUGGAAAGUGAAAAUGCUCAAGACUGGGGCAAAGUGGUGGAAGUAAAAGAGAAACGAGACAAGUUUGGCUUGGGGUAUGACCCGUCAUCAAAUAAAGUCGGUAACCAAUAUGACAAAGAGCAGAUUCCUUAUGUAGAGGAAACGUUCACCAGCGCUGGCCACAUUUUUGGCAAACAGGUGGCGGUGAUCAGUGAUGAAGAUCACGAAGAGGGGGUGUCUAGCUGGAUGCGACAAGCCGCACCUAAUGAAGAGCUGACAAACUGGAAGGCUGUGGAAGCUUCUAAGGAAGAAUCAGGGCGUAGAAUGGAAUGA
This is a messenger RNA of Lathyrus oleraceus (garden pea), 1686 nucleotides long. RefSeq lists its product as uncharacterized. The transcript is spliced from 3 exons. Lineage: Eukaryota; Viridiplantae; Streptophyta; Magnoliopsida; Fabales; Fabaceae. The record is from RefSeq and is a predicted model, not a curated record. The coding region runs from base 1 to 1686 and encodes 561 amino acids. Gene Ontology annotation, biological process: proteolysis. Gene Ontology annotation, molecular function: aspartic-type endopeptidase activity.